AUGACUGCCCUGUAUGAUUGGGAACAGCUUGCUGUGUUCCGUGCUCUGGAUGGACGAGCAUAUGUGGUAGAUGCCUAUUGCCCACACCUUGGGGCUAACCUUGCCGUUGGGGGCCACGUUGUAGGGAACUGCAUUGAAUGCCCAUUUCAUGGAUGGCAGUUUCGAGGAGAAGACGGAAAGUGCAUUAGAAUCCCAUAUGCUGAAAAAGUGCCAGACUUUGCAAAGAUUAAGACAUGGCCUUCAUGUGAAGUAAAUGGGAUGCUCCUUGUCUGGUAUCACUGUGAUGGUGUUGAUCCAAUGUGGGAUGUCCCAGAGCAGAAGGAGAUCACCUCAAAAGAGUGGGUGUAUCAUGGCCAAACAGAGCAUUUUGUCAAUGUACACAUUCAGGAAAUCCCUGAGAAUGGAGCAGACUUAGCUCAUCUAGAUGCUGUCCACGCAUCGGCUAUUUUGAAUGGAUCUGACCUGAGAUAUGUACGCUCCAAGCUGUGGGAUUUUGUGAAGCACACCUGGAAGGCAGAAUGGCAGCCAGAGCCAGAACCAAACAAUCACUGUGCCCGGAUGCUGAUUAAACAUGCCUUGACUGUGUUUGGAAAACACUUCUCCUUGCUGGAUAUCAAUGUUACAGCUAAACAGGUGGGGCCUGGGUUGGUCUUUCUGAUCUUUGACCAUGAAUUACUGGGCCAUGGGAUCAUUCUGCAUACUGUGACACCCGUUGAGCCUCUCCUGCAGCAAGUUACCCAUGAAAUCUAUUAUCAGAAAAGCAUGCCAGGAAUAAUCCCAAAAUUCAUUUUGAGAGCAGAGUGCAUACAGUUUGAGCGUGAUGUAGCAAUCUGGAAUAACAAGCAAUAUCUCUCUAAACCUCUACUGGUAAAAGAGGAUUCUGCAAUUCAGAGGUACAGGCGCUGGUAUGCUCAGUUUUACAGCGAGAAAAGCAAGAGAUUCAUGUUCCAGAAGGAUGGACUGGACUGGUAAAGAAAGCUAUCCCCUGGACAGAAGUGGUAGAAGACAUUUAAAGGACUGCUUUCCUCUCCAGUCUCUGAGUGCCAGUGGAGCUCAAUCAAGUUAAGACUCACUGGCCAUGUCUAUGCGAGGUACUUGCUGCACAGUAG
Gavialis gangeticus (Gharial) is the source of this 1109-nucleotide messenger RNA. RefSeq names its product cholesterol 7-desaturase-like. The record is from RefSeq and is a predicted model, not a curated record. Gene Ontology annotation, biological process: chlorophyll biosynthetic process; cholesterol metabolic process. The coding region runs from base 1 to 972 and encodes 323 amino acids. NCBI's taxonomy places the organism in Eukaryota, Metazoa, Chordata, Crocodylia, Gavialidae. Gene Ontology annotation, cellular component: chloroplast. Gene Ontology annotation, molecular function: 2 iron, 2 sulfur cluster binding; chlorophyllide a oxygenase activity. The transcript has 7 exons.